This is a messenger RNA of Daktulosphaira vitifoliae (grape phylloxera), 4033 nucleotides long. RefSeq lists its product as uncharacterized. The transcript is spliced from 9 exons. The record is from RefSeq and is a predicted model, not a curated record. Bases 276 to 2444 code for a protein of 722 amino acids. NCBI's taxonomy places the organism in Eukaryota, Metazoa, Arthropoda, Insecta, Hemiptera, Phylloxeridae.
UAUCUAUUUAUGACUACUUUUUUACAUUUUUAACUGGUCGGGAACAAUGGAUUAUGUACAAAAAAUAACUAUUUUAAACUAAUAUUGAAACUAAAAAAAUCAAAGCAUUUAAAUAAGUAUUUUUAAAAUUCAAAAUCAUUAUUUUUUUAUACUAUUUAUUGUGUUCUCUUAUGUGCAAAAACUAUAUUCAGAAAUCAGAAUUGUAUUGAAUUUCAUGUAGAAAUAACCAUAUUAAUUAUUAUCAUUUAAUAGCAUUAUUCUAAAAUUUCUAAAAAAUGACAUCAUUAAAAAUAGUUUUAAAGUGCUUUUUAUUAUUUUAUAUUAUAUUACGUAUCGAAUCGGAAAAUAAUAAAAUAGAAAAUACUCGUAUUGUGAAUAAUCUUUUCAAAUGUAUUGGUUGGAAAAAUUUAAAACGUGUCAAAAAUGUAACUUAUUUAUGGAAAAACUAUGAUCUUCCUAGUAUAAUUCAACAGCCAAUAACGCCAAUUGAUUGUAAUAAGAAAAUACGAAUUGCAACUGUUUUUCUAGGUUGCAUUUACAUAAGUAUUAUAAUGGACAUAAUGAGUGCCGUCAACUAUCAACGAAUAUUCUGUGACGAAAUAAUGAGCAAUGAAUUUAAUAAAACACAAGGCUAUAAUUGCACUUUAAAAUUAUUAGAAAUUAUGACAAAUUUUACUUUAUUUACAAAAAAAAUACAAGGAGCACUGUAUGCAAUAGACAGUUUGCAUAGAUACCCAUGGAAAUUGAGCGAUAAGUCUUAUAUUAUUUUGAACUUUAUAUCUGAAGAUUUUCAAAAUUUACAAAGCCAACUAGAUAAAUGGAGUCCAUCGCGUGAUGAUUUGGGAUAUAAUAAAUCUAUAUUAUGUACUAUAUUGUUUGAAAUGGAAAAUAUUAAAAUGAAAAUACUGUGUAAUACCCGACAAUUUUGUACAUUAGAAAGUGAUAAUAUAUUUGUGUUAACAAAUAAUUUGAACAUCCUAUAUAAAAAUAUAGACUUGAACGGAGAAAAUAUAGCAGUUUAUUAUAGCGGCAGUGAAAUUAUAUUAAAUGGAAUCGAGAUGUUUAUUUUAGAAAAUUUUACCAAACUUGGAUUUAAAUUUGAUUUAUACAAUGGAGAAACUUUCAUUCCAAAUUCAUUACUUCAUCUUUUUACAGAAGCAAACAAUGAAUCAAAAUCAUCUCCAGCUACGAAUCCAGUAGUUCAUGAUUUUCUUCAAAAAGUAGAAAAUACUCGUAUUAUGAAUAAUCUUUUUAAAUGUGUUGGAUGGAAAAAUUUAAAAUAUAUCAAAAAUGUAACUUACUUAUAUCGAAAUAAAGAUCUUUCCAGUAUCAUUGAAGAGCCAAUAACACCAAAAACAUGUAAUUCAAAAAUACGAGCCAUGACUGUAUUCCUUGGUUGCACAUACGCGAAUAUUUUAUUGGACAUUGUAACUGCUGUCAACUGUCAACGAAUAUUCUGUGAACAAAUAAUGAAUAAUGAAAUUUAUAAAUUACAUGGCUACAAUUGCACUGUAAAACUAUUAGAAAUUAUUUCCAACAUAAUUUUAUUUACAAAAAAAAUACAAGGAGCCCUGUAUACUAUAGACAAACUGCAUACGCAUCCAUGGAUCAAUGGUGUAAAGUACAGUAUAAUUUUAAAGUUAGUAUUUGACGAGUUUCAAAAUUUACAAGGCAUAUUAUAUGAUUUUCCUUCAUGCGAAUAUUUGACAUACAAUAAAACUAUACUACAUAAAAUAGAAAAAAUAAUGAAACACAUUGAAAUAAAAAUAGAUUUUAACAUUGAAUUGUAUUGUACAUUGGAGUGUGGUAAUGUGUCUGUGUUAACAAACAAAUUGAACGUAAUAUAUAACAAUGUAAAAUUUAACGGAGAAAAUAUAGAAUUGUAUAAUUUUGGCAGUGAAACUAUAUUAAGUGAAAUCGAGAUUAUGAUUACAAAUUUUUUUACCAAACUAGGCUUCGAAUUUAAUUUAGAAACUGGCGAAACAUUCAUUCCAGAUUCAUUAGAUCAUCUUUUUGGAGAAGCAGUCAAUGAAUCCGAAACCUCUCCAGCUACGAAUCCAGAUUGUUAUGAUUUUCUUCAAAAAGAAGCAAUCAAUGAACCCGAAACCUCUCUAGCAACGAAUCCAGUUUUUUAUGAUUUUCUUCAAAAAGAAGAAGCAGUCAAUAAAUCUGAAACCUCUCUAGCAAUGAAUCCAGCUUACUAUGAUUUUCUUCAAAAAGAAACAAACAAUGAUUCCAACACCCCACCAGGUACAGCACCAACUUAUGAUUUUCUUCAAAAAGAAGCAGUCAAUGAACUCGAAACCUCUCAAGCAACGAAUCCGGUUUUUUAUGAUUUUCUUCAAAAAGAUUUAAUAGGUGAUACAACAAUGAAUGAAGAAUCGGAGUUUGAAAUAGAUGACCUUAAUAAAAAAGAUACACAGAAUUUUAUAAAAUAUAUUUAAGUCAAUUUUCUAUAAAUAUUAAAGCGCAUAAAUUAUAGUAUAGCUUUUAGUUGAAUCUAAAUAUCGUUGUUUACAUAAUGAUAUUUCACGUGAGCAUACUUAUUAUAUAGUAUAUUAAUAUGAUAUAUCGCUAUAAAUUUGACAAUAACACGUAACUGACACUGAUCAAUUUUAAAGAACAGUGUUGGAAAAAAUGGGAGGCCGUAAUUAUGCGGGGAAAAAAUGGGCGGAACACGAAUUAUCUGGAAAAAAUAUUACCGGGAAGUAUAUUGUGGGAACUGUAUAAUUACAAAAAAUUUAAAAGCCGGACUGUAUAAGUACGGAAUAUAAAAUGCCUGACCGUACAUUAACUUACUUCUAAAAUUAGGAACGUAGAACGCCGGACCGUAAAAAUCUGGAAAAUAUUGUGAUAAGUGGUUCUCAAUUUGCUCUUUUGUUCCAUAUAGUUUUACUUCAUUAAUACUGACUAAAGUACGAUGACUGGGUAUGAAAUUUUAGCAAGACAUAAGUUUUUUCAUAUCUUCUAAUAAUAAAGAUUUCCUUUCGAUUUCGAUCAUUCUUAAGAUAACACAUCAAUUUUAUAUUAUUAAUAUUUCUGAAUCCAAUAGUGAUUGUAAUAAAUAUUUUUUUAAUUAAUUAUAUAAUUUACACAGGUAUUUAUAGUUAUUUGAGCAGCUCAAUAUCGCAGUGAAUUAUAAAUAACGUAUUUAUGAAACAUACAUUUCAAAAAGGUACAACAACCUUCCUCAUAUUUGAAAACCUAAAAUCUUUUUAAACUUUAAUGUUAAGUAGUUUUUUUCAAUAUUAUUAUAAAAUCAAAGUUGAUUGUUUUAAAAUAUUAAUAUCUAUUAAUAUUUUUAAUAUUAAUAUUAAGGACAGUUAACAUAUUUUUAGAUUUUAUUCUUAAAAAAAAAAGUGUAAAUAAUAAAAAUAAUUUACAUCCAGGAAUACAAAAAUUUUAAGAUUUUUAACAAGUUAAUGAGACGAAACGUAAUAGUCUCGUGGCAACGUGCGAUAUUAAAGAAAAUUUUAGUUGAUUUCAUAGGAACGUCAUUUAAAUGUCAAACGCUGGGUUGAGUGACGUUACAGAUACAAUAUAAUACUUAUGAAUAUUAAAAAUUUAACUUUAAAUAGAAUUUAAUCUAAUACUAUUAAAGUACAUAAAUAUAUACAUACAUAUACACAAUUUAUGUAUAAUAUAUCCUAUGUAUACUUCGUGAUUUUUUUUUAAAUAAAUUUGAUGCCUAAUGAUUGGAAUUUCAAUCUAAAUAGCAAACAGAAAAUAUUGAUGAAUUUUGAGGUCACCUUAAAAUUAUUAUUUUGAUUUCAGGACCGCCCUAAUACAAAUACAAAUAAUAAUAAUAAUAAUAAUUUGAAUACUUUUAACUUUAUUCAAUUAAAAUUUUAAUAUUAAUCAUUAAAAUUCACGUACAAUUAAACAUAAUUUGAAUUUUCAAUACAAUUUUCAAAUGUAUAAUCAUUCAAAAAUAUGGAAAAGAGUAAUUUCACUUAAAAAAAUAUAGUCACCAAAAAAAUUAAAAACAUUAAUAAUUAAAUUGUGUAAUACAUAAAAACAAUCAAACGCCUCA